CAUCUAGUACAGGCUUUGAAAUUUCCACUUGCCUGUUCGCCAAUGGCGAGUGGAAAUUAUGGGUGGGGGCGAGUGUCCCCCAGGGCCGUCUUGCUGAGCAGGCUCGGAGCUCAGGCCGGAUCUGUCAUUGGCACUGGGAGCCGUCAGACUGCUCAAUAGCUGAGCGCAGUGAAAGCAAAGGAAAGAGUGUGUGCUGUGCUCUCUGCCUCCCCCUAGAGUGCAGCACUCGGAUCUGUGAGUGAAGGUAAGGAAGUACUGCAACUUUUUAUAGGGGGGUGUGUGCAUGUACAUGUACAUGUGUGUAGCUGUACAUGUGUCUGCGUGUAUGUGUGCAUGUACAUGUACGUGUGUCUGUAUGUACAUGUGUGUAUAUGUACAUGUGUCUGUAUGUGUGUACAUGUGUCUGUGCGUGUGUAUUUCUGUGUAUGCGUGUCUGUACGUGCCUGUGUGUGUAUACAUGUGUCUGUAUGUGUAUGUACAUGUUUUUUUUUGUGUGUGUAGGUGUGUGUGUGUGUAUGUACAU
This is a messenger RNA of Staurois parvus, 523 nucleotides long. The record is from the annotation of a GenBank genome assembly. Lineage: Eukaryota; Metazoa; Chordata; Amphibia; Anura; Ranidae.